This is a messenger RNA of Wasmannia auropunctata (little fire ant), 7055 nucleotides long. RefSeq names its product probable helicase senataxin (gene Setx). The record is from RefSeq and is a predicted model, not a curated record. NCBI's taxonomy places the organism in Eukaryota, Metazoa, Arthropoda, Insecta, Hymenoptera, Formicidae. Gene Ontology annotation, molecular function: helicase activity; protein binding; transcription termination site sequence-specific DNA binding. Gene Ontology annotation, biological process: termination of RNA polymerase II transcription. Bases 542 to 6220 code for a protein of 1892 amino acids. The transcript has 8 exons. Gene Ontology annotation, cellular component: nuclear body.
GAGUAAAGCACGCUAUUUAGACAUGAAACGCACACCGCCAGCGGUUGAAUCCGGCGUUGAUAGAUGAUGUAAAUAAACAUAGGUGACAUUGGGCCCGAAAUUGUAUUAUUUCAAUUGAAUUCCGCGUCGUGUAUUGUGGGAAAUUCUCUCCGUCCUCGUCGAAUCGAGAAGAGGGAGAGAGAAUCUCGCGUGAAGUAUGCGGAACCGGCCGAACGUCGGAACCAUUACGCGACCGCCCUUUGCGAGGUUAAGACGCAAUGGUUAACGCGAGCUUAUAGUGGGUGUCGCGUAUGAAGAAAAGGAGGGAAAUAAGCGCUUUCUUUGUAUCCCGGUAUUCGCUCCAGUUUCUCGCAGAGAUGGAUUUUGCUCUAGAACGACUGCACGUGGACAACACGCGCAUUAUCCUCAGCACGCCCAAUCGAUCUUAUACUUGUGGUAGAGCAAGGGAGAAUGAUAUAGUUUGCUUUAGUCUACUUGUAUCUCGUAAACAUUGUAUUUUUCAAAGACAUUCUGAGAAUUUAUACGUCACAGACUUACGGGUAUGUAUAGUUCAAAUGGCAUUUUUGUCAAUGGAGAAGAAAAACCGAGUAUGCAGCUGAUCAAUCUACGUGAGAACGAUCUCGUUGGAAUUGGCUGCCCAGAAACAGAUAUAGAGUUAAAUAGUGACACGUUGUAUGUUUAUAGAGUUCGCAUUAUUCAGUCACCUGUUCUUCAAGAAGAAGAAGAAGAAGAACGUAGCACCUUAUCGAAGACAAUUAAUUUAAAUAACAAUACACCACGAGAAGGAACAUCUGCCCGUCCCGCGAAUUGUUCCUCUAGAAAAAGAUACGAACGUAAUUCAAAUUAUGAUAAGAUGGUGCCAAAUAAAAAAGCACACGUUACGUAUAAUGAUGAACGUAACGCUAAUGCUAGUUCUUCGAAAGGAAUUAAUUGUAAUUCAUCUCGUAAUAAUCAGACUUCGCAUAAUAGCAGAAGUAUUAAUAAUUUAGAAAACGAGUGCGAUAUUAUAGAUAUAACUGCAGACGAUGACAUUGUAAUAAUUCAUACAUCAAUAAUAAAGGAAGUAAAGGAGAACUUGGAUCUGAAAUCUGUAAAAUAUUUAGACGGCGGUAAUAAUUCAGAUUUUGAUGAAAAAAUGGAUAUUUCUAGUAUUGAGAGUGACAGUGAUAAUGGCGAUGUUAAUGACAGAGAGAAUCCAAAUUUUACACAUACAGAUGACCAAAUGAUUAAGUGCGAAAAUGAACUACAACUGACAGAUGAUGAAGGAGCACAUAAGGCAGCUGACAAGCACGGCACCGCUAAGAAUAAAUCACCAAUUAAAUUAAAGAAACUAAAACAUGAAUCGAAAACGCGAUUUUCGAUUAUCGAUGUUGUCGAUUUGAGUGACGAUGAGGAAGGAAUAUUUCCAUGUUCCCAAUUAUUUGAUAUCAAAUACGAAGAUAAUACGGAAAAUAGAACGGAGAUUAAGCAAGAAUAUAUUGAUAAUGAAUAUGAUGAGCGAAACACCGAAAAUAUUGGCCUGCUAAACGUCGACGAUGAGGUCAUUAUUUUAACGGACAGUGAAGAUGAGGAUAAUCCUUGGUUGGAACGACUAUCUAGAAGUCAGUUACUUAACGAGGAUAUAAAACCUGCCGUGAGUGACGCGAUCAUAAAAGAUGAAAUCGAUUUGGGUAUAUGGGAUGAUGAAUUUGAACAAUCCGAGAUACCAUAUACUUCUAAGGCUUCUUGUAGUAAAGAAAUUCCUUCAUUACGUCCAAGCGUCAUUGUUGAAACUAAAAAGAAUAAAGAUGAUUAUAGUACUAAAUUACCGACAGAAGUAGAUGCAAUGGAUGUAGAUCAAGCAAGUCUUAACGAUUCUAGUACGAGAGAUAUUGACAGAUCUUGUGAAAGACAUAUUAUUGAUAGCAAUAUUCGUGACAGAAAGAAACACAAAACGGAUGCGAAACAAAAUGUACAGUUGGAUAAGCGAACAGAAAGUGUAAAACAAAAAUUAUCUAUACCGACCAAAAAAAUGGAUGUAGAUCAAGCAAAUUUGUCUAAUGAAUCUAGUACGAGAGGUACUGAUGAAAGUAGACGGAAUACUGAUAUCAAUCGUGACAGAAAGAAACAGAAAAGGGAUGCGAAACAAGAUGUACAGUUAGAUAAGCGAACACCAGAAAGUGCAAAACAAAAAUUAACUACGCCAAUUAAACAAGUGGAUGCGAUGGAUGUAGAUCAACCAAGUCAUUCUAACGAUUCUAGUACGAGAGAUAUUGAUGAAAGACAAAUUAUUGAUAGCAAUAUUCAUGACAGAAAGAAACAGAAAAGGGAUGCGAAACAAAAUAUACAGCUAGAUAAGCGAACACCAGAAAGUGCAAAACAAAAAUUAACUACACCAAUCAAACAAGUGGAUGCGAUGGAUGUAGAUCAAGCAAGUCUUUCUAACGAUUCUAGUACGAGAGAUAUUAGUGAAAAACAGAAUAUUGAUAGCAUUAUUCGUGACAGAAAUAAACAGAAAAAGGAUGUGAAACAAGAUAUACAGGAUAAGCGAACAACAGAAAGCGUAAAACAAAAAUUAAUUACAUCGACCAAAAAAGUGGAUGAAAUGGAAGACGAGGCAGGUCCUUUUAACGAUUCUAGUACGAGAGGUAUUGAUGAAGACAAACAGAUUAUUGAUGAUAAAAACAAACAAAAAACAAAUGCGAAACAAGGUACAAAAUUAGACAAGCAAGCAUUUGAAACUAUAAAACAAAAAUUAAUUGCAAAGUCAACCAGAAAACUGAUUCCGGUAAUAGAACCAUUAAGUUUACCUAGUAGAAGAAGACGAUCUGAUUAUGGUAAAGAUAGAGCAACAAAAGUACGUGAGGAUUCAUCAUCAAAAUCAAGCGAAAAGAUAUCAAAAUUAAAAGAAAAACUCAACGAUAAUUUUUAUAACAAGGAAAAAGACCGCAAAGAGAAAUCUAAAUCGACGGCUGACAGUUUCUCAGCGAGUGAAACAAGACCUGGACCAUCAAUUUCUAAGGAUGAAAAAAAGAAAAUAAUUGAGCAGAGAAAGAUGAAAUUGAAAGAGAUUGCUGCGGAAGAGAAAAAGUUGACCGCCGAAAGUGAUCAAAGUAUUAAACGUAGAAAUAAACCGAGAGCUAAAAUAUCCUUGAAAAAUCGUGGCGACUUUCUUGUUCCUGAAGAAGAACCGCAAGUAUCUAAAUCGCUUCCAGAUAAAUCCGUAAAGCUGCCAAAAUCGAGCGACGAUCGAUCUAAGAAGCGAUCAACGGAUAAAGCUAACACGGUAGAAAAAUCCGCGACUAAGGUAUCCUUGAAAAAUCGUGGCGACUUUCUUGUUCCUGAAGAAGAACCGCAAGUAUCUAAAUCGCUUCCAGAUAAAUCCGUAAAGCUCCCAAAAUCGAGCGAUGAUCGAUCUAAGAAGCGAUCAACGGGUAAAGCUGACAUGGUAGAAAAAUCCGCGACUUUCGAUGCGAAGAAGUCUCGUCAGAAAACGGACGUUUCUAAAGAUACAGUUAACAAUAUUGCCACAUCAUUGCAACAGUCUUUACAUUUGGAUAAUAUGAGCACAUCUGAGGUAAGCACACUGGAUUUCAAAGCGACCAAUCAUAAUAGAAAGAAACGCAGCGGGAGCAAGGAUAACAUAAAGAGAAGCGACGUGAAUGCUGAUCCCAACGUGUCAUUUCAAGAUAGAUCGACUGAACACAGUUCCGCGAUGCAAAAAGAAAAUUUUUCACCAAACAGUUUGAAAUCGAGCCUCGUGAAACUGAGUCCGAAAUCGAAGAAAAAGAAGAGAGUGACCUUUUCUGACCCGUCUCUCGUCCAGAUAAGGGAAUAUGAAAUUGACCAGCGCAAUAAUUUAAACAAAUUGACGUGGAAAGAUGCACCUAUACCCACGAAUAAAUUAGUAAAAGGUACAAGGGCGUCCAUAGUCCAUGGAGAUUUUAGGCCGAAGCUGGAGGAGUUCCUACUUCGAAUUUUUAUGUGGAAUCCCGUUUGGCUCGAGGAGCAGCGCUACUUGAAGCGCAACCCGCCGAUAGUAUUGGAUAAGGAGGUUCAGACUAUGAGACUAUCGUACGAUUCUUACAAACAGUAUUACGAAAUUGCGAUGCCUCUUCUGUUACUCGAGAUAUGGUGCAUCCUGACCAAAGAUUUCGAAAUGAUCCAGAAUAAUAAGCAACGCCCGACCAUAAUGUGUUCUGUAGCCGAAAAUUCUGUUACGUGCACCCCAAUACCGUCGACCAAUUUAUUCCUGACGACACUAAUGCUCGAAAUACUAGUUAGUAAAGACGAUAUGUAUAAACAAAUUCAUCCCAUUUACGGAGAUCUAGUAUAUCUCGAGUAUGUCACGAUUGAACGCGGUAAGAAAACCUUUCACAAGAUAUUUGCGUACGUCACCAAUAUGCAGCGCAUGAUUAUCACAGAUUUCACGCACUAUAAUAGGGAUUUAAGGAAUUAUGUAAAAAAUCCUUAUGCCGUGAUAACGUUUACUUUGCUGACACGGCCUCUCGAGCACAAUAUCCCUGUAAAUCAAGUGCAAAGAGUCCGUACGGUCACGUAUUUGCGAUCGAAUAUCAGAAUGAUGCAGGCAUUACAAUACCUCCCACAUUCGCCUCUGUUGAAGUUAAUUGUGAAUCCAAAAAUCGAGAACUAUCAAUUAGUGCCACUAAAUGAACAGUUCAUGUCUUCCUCUUUGGUCACAAAAGACAAUUUGAAUCCGAAGCAAUUGGAGGCGGUAUUUAAAGUUACGGAUGCUGUGGUGAAGAAAGAAGCGAAACUGUGCUUCAUUCAAGGCCCGCCAGGGACGGGUAAGUCCAAAGUUAUUGUGAAUCUAGUAUCUCAAAUAUUAUAUGGUGAGCGUCCAGACAAAAAAUCUUUGAGAAUUCUGGUUUGCGCACCGUCCAACGCCGCCAUUGACGAGAUCGUGUUAAGGCUUCUGAAUAUCAGGUCUAAACUAAAAUUGAAAAUGGUGCGCAUUGGUCGAAUAGAGUCUAUGCAUUCAAAGACGAAAACCAUUUCGGUACCAGAGCUGGCGAAACGAUUUCUAGGACAAAUGACACAAAAAGCAACGAACGGCAACUACGUUAACUAUGAAGAUAUGUCGAUUUUACAGGCACGUAUUAAUGCGUAUAAAAGCGAACUUGAAAACGCUCAGAAGAUGAAUGAAGAAAAGAGGCUCUCACUCGUGAAUCAAUUAGAUGAAAUGUUCUUGAAAUACGAACUCCUAGCAUCUGGUAAAUCGAUAGACGAGCUCAACCCAAAGGACCGCGCCAAGUAUCAGCGUAUGGCGGAAAAUAUAGUUCUGAUGGGCGCCAACAUAAUCGCCUGUACGCUUUCGUCUUGUUACACCAAUCAAAUGGAGUCACUCUUCGGUGGUCACAAGGAUAGGAUUUCCGUAUGCAUCGUUGAUGAGGCGACGCAGAGCUGCGAAGCGGAGACUCUGAUACCGUUGAUGUUGGGGGUGAAUACAUUGGUCUUGGUAGGCGAUCCGAAUCAACUGCCAGCAACUAUUCUAAGCCAGCGAGCGAAGAGGAAAGGACUAGAUCAAUCGCUAUUUUCAAGGGUGCAGAAUACCUUCGCGUCUCAAUCGAACAAUCCAAUUAUAAUGUUGGACACGCAGUAUCGCAUGGAGGAUGCGAUCUCGUAUUGGCCGAAUAAGUACUUCUACGGUGGAAAGUUGAAAAACGCCAUCGAUUGUAGAACGAAAUUCCCAUUUCAUCCCUACAGAAUAUUGUAUCAUAAUUUCACUCAGAACGAUGAUAAAUUUUCCAAUACUACCGAAGCAGAAUUCGUGGCGAAUAUAAUUUUCACUAUGCUGAUGUUUGGCAAGUGGGAAUCGUCAAUCGAUACACUUUCUCUCGGAGUUCUCACACCGUAUAAUAAUCAGAGGACUCUUGUACUGAAUAAGAUAAAUGAAAAAAUAUCUAUUGUGCCGGACAGCAUAAGAAAGAAAAUUAUCAUCGAAGUCAAUACGGUAGACGGUUUUCAAGGACAAGAGCGAGACAUCAUAAUAAUGUCAUGUGUGCGAAGUAGUGGCAUUGGAUUUUUAUCAGACAAACAAAGACUCUGUGUAGCUCUAACAAGAGCUAAACAUAGUCUAAUAUUAUGUGGAAAUUUUAAUACUUUUAUGAGAGAUCACAUGUGGAAGGCAUUGUUAACUGAUGCACAAACUCGCAAAGUCUUAUGCAAUAUCGAUGCCAAUGCAUCACCUUCUACGAUUAAAAAAUAUAUCGUUAAGUGAAGAACUUAUUUGCAAAGUUUUACUUAGUGAGUAACUUGUGAGUAAUUCUUUUUGUACGGUUUUUUUUGUAUAUUUUGUAAAUAUUUAGGCUAGUACUGAUCAUCUAAAUAUACAGCUCCUAAUGAAAGUGAGUAAGUGCUUUAGGUUCAUAGUUGAAUUAAUAAUGAGAUAACAUGAUAUCCCACUCGUGUGACUCGAGUGGCAGCGUUACUUGAAGCACGAACCGGAUAGAUAUAUCGGAGAUAUAUUUAUGACAAAGAUACUCUUUCGGUGCUUUGCCAUCUCUUUCCGAGAGGAAGGUGAUAACCAAAUGAAGUUUGAUUAUAUGUUUCUAUCUGAAUUUGAACUCGAAUAUUUGGUACAGAAAGCAAACAUGUAGCCACGAUUGGCACAAAUUAAUAGGCAUGUUCAAACUGAUAAACUAGCCAAGUCUGUUCGCCAAGUUUUUGAUUGACUGCGUUCCGCAGAAAAAGCAGUUUUGUAACUGUUGUAAGAUUCUUUAAUAUAAUUGGUUUAUACAUUGGGAAAUUUUCAGAAAGAGACAAAUGGACACACGAAUCAUUCUGUCUUUGUUCGGUGAGAAACAAAGACAAAAUGAUUCCUAAUAAUCUUAUGUUGACUUGUGUCACUUGGCUGGAAAGCUUCCUUAGAUUCAUGAGAAAUUAAUGGCAAGAAUGUCAUAUUAAAUAAUCUUAUAGCAAUUGCAAAGUUUCUUGUUUCUUUAUGAAAUCUCUUCUAUCUAAAUUUGUAAGUACGAAUUGCACAACUUGUAUAAAACACAUCUUUUUAAGACUUGACACCAGCUAUAAUAUAGACGCCAUAUAGAGAUAAGAAA